AUGAGUAUUGGAAAACAUAUAUUAGCUAAAUUUAACGAAAAAAUACAGAAACUAUAUAAUUUGGAAGACGUACCAGCAUUGGAAAAUAUAUGUUAUUCUGUUAAUAAAAAACAUACUUUUAAUAUUAGUUACGAGAAUGAAGAUAAAACUAAAAAAAAACAAAAACUUGAAUCAAUAGUUAAAGCAUUAGACGAAGGAAAUAUUCCAAGAGAUUCUUAUAGACGUCUAUGUAACCUACCACGUGAAGGAGAAAUAUCUAAAGAACGUAUAAAUAUAAAUAAAAUAAUGGUCCAGCUCAUACCAAUAACAAUAAUAGAUAUAAAUACUAAAAGUCAAGUGGAUGAAUCUGAAGGAGUAGAUAUAGAUGAUGAAUCUAUAACACAAGAAGUAAUUAAUGCAGUUGUGGCUAUUUUAGAUGAUAAAAAUACUUCACACAAACCAGAUCAUCAUUAUAUGACCAUACUCUAUCCUGGAUGUGAAGAUUACAACUUUCUAUCAAAUGCAAUGACUCGAUUCUGCCAUGAUCUAAGAAAUUUAAAAGAAGGACUGGUAAUUGAUAAUGUAAAGUGGAAUUUUCAAUUUUAUUUUUCAUUUGACUGGAAGUUCUUAGCAAUCUGUUUGGGUUUUAAUAGCACUCAUAGUAAAAAUUUCUGCCCUUGGUGUACAAUUGAUAAAUCACAACAAGGAGAUCUAUCAAAAGAAUGGAAGAUUAUUAAAGAAAUAGAUAAGUUAGUUGAACAAAAUAAUUACUAUAAAGGACAUAUAAGAAAACCACUUUUUGAUAUAAUACCUUUUAAUCACUGGGUUCCUGAUGAAUUGCACAUUAUACUUAGAAUUACUAAUCAUUUAUGGAGUCUUAUGAUAGCAGAAUUAACAGAAUAUAGUUUGUUUAAUGAUACUGCAUGA
Molecule: messenger RNA, 906 nt
Organism: Rhizophagus irregularis DAOM 181602=DAOM 197198
Lineage: Eukaryota; Fungi; Glomeromycota; Glomeromycetes; Glomerales; Glomeraceae
Source: RefSeq, a predicted model, not a curated record